Molecule: messenger RNA, 936 nt
Organism: Colletotrichum truncatum
Lineage: Eukaryota; Fungi; Ascomycota; Sordariomycetes; Glomerellales; Glomerellaceae
Product: indole-diterpene biosynthesis protein
Source: RefSeq, a predicted model, not a curated record
AUGCCCGACCUCAAACAACUUCGCGGAACAGUUGCGAAGACCGAGGAGUUCACCCCGCUCUCUGACCAAAUCUACUUAUUUGCAGCCCCCACAGCCAACACCGACGACCCAGUCAUUGAGAAACGAAGCCAGAAUGGACCUGAUGUAGUACUCAUAUACGGUUGGGGCGAUGGUCGGCUUAACCACGUCGCAAAAUAUGCCGCCGGCUACUUCAGCCUGUUCCCCCGGGCCAAAAUUAUCGUCAUACUCUCUCAGGUCUUUAAGGGCUUGUUUUCAAGCCAGGUUGAGCGUGUGCGUUGCAUGAAACCGCUCAUCACAGAUGUAUUCGACUUCGAUUUCACAAAACGUACUUCCAAAGCACAACCCUCCAUUCUUGUCCAUGUUUUAUCGGAUACGGGCGGUUUGUAUUUCACCGCCACCCUUGAUGGAUACAAACAAGCCUUUGGUCAUGCCAUGCCGCAUUCCCUCCUGGUCAUGGACUCUACUCCUGGUUCGAUGGGAGACGACGGGAGGAACAUUGGAAAACUGGCAGACGCCAUGGUGAAUGAUGCGAAAGCGACAACACCCUUACCGCCUCAGGUUCUUAAAGCCAUGUGCAUUCUCGUCCUUUUCAUAAUGCGCCUGGUGGAAAUAGCGCGGUCUCGUAAGAACCCGAUGAUCCUCAGCAGUGCGACGUCCAAUAGCGAGGAAUUCGCGACUAAGUCGGCUCGGCGAUUAUACAUGUACUCCAAAGAAGAUCUGGUCACCGAUUGGGAAGCAGUCGAGAAGCACGCCGCAGAUGCAAGAGUGAAAGGGUACCAUGUGGAGUGUAACUUGUUUGAAGGAAGCGAACAUGUGCAGCACAUGCGGCGGUGGCCGGAAAAGUACUGGCAUAUCAUAAAAAUGGCUUGGGCGGAAUCCACUGAUGGCAUAUCAACAGUGAAAUCUCGUCUUUGA